This is a messenger RNA of Egretta garzetta (little egret), 2493 nucleotides long. Its product is annotated as ALG13 UDP-N-acetylglucosaminyltransferase subunit. The record is from RefSeq and is a predicted model, not a curated record. Gene Ontology annotation, molecular function: cysteine-type deubiquitinase activity. Lineage: Eukaryota; Metazoa; Chordata; Aves; Pelecaniformes; Ardeidae. Gene Ontology annotation, biological process: protein deubiquitination. The transcript is spliced from 22 exons. Bases 1 to 2493 code for a protein of 830 amino acids.
AUGAUUUUCACUUCUCAUAAAUUAAACUCUGCAAUUUUCUCCUUCAUUCCUUCACGACCUUUAUCUUUUCAGCUGUGUUCGUCUCAAAUUCAUCACAUGGAAGUUAGGAAAGCUUGUGUCUUAUUUAUGAGGCAACACCAGCAUAAGUUUGAAUCUUAUGUGGAAGGAUCAUUUGAGAAAUACCUUGAACGACUAGGAGAUCCAAAGGAAAGUGCUGGCCAGCUGGAAAUGAGUGCUUUAUCAGUGAUGUACAAGCGAGACUUUAUUCUGUACCGGUACCCUGGAAAGCCACCCACUUACGCUACAGACAAUGGCUUUGAAGACAAGAUUUUACUGUGUUGUUCCAGCAACGGCCAUUAUGACUCUGUGUAUACAAAACAGUUCCAGGAAAAUGCUGCUAUUUGCCAGGCUGUAUUAUAUGAGAUCCUGUACAAAGAUGUGUUUGGCAUGGACGAGGAAGAAUUAAGGUCUGCAGUUGAGGUGUUUCGAAGUGGAUCCAAGAAGAACAGAAACAGUGGCUCUGUAGGAAGUGAGGAUACAAACUUUGAUUGUCUUCAUGAAAAAGUAUCCAGAAAUCCACCAGAAAAGAGAGUGGACAACUGGGAAGGCAAUGGUACUGACAAUCCACAGGAAGAUAAGUUCAAACAAGACAUUGAAGAAGAAAAGCCUCCAGAAAAUCCAUCAAAGAUGCCUGUUCCUUAUAAAGUGCUAAAGGCACUGGACCCUGAGAUAUAUCGAAAUGUGGAGUUUGAUGUUUGGCUGGACAGCAGAAAAGAGCUUCAAAAAACUGACUACAUGGUGUUUGCUGGGAGACAGUACUAUUUAGGAGACAAGUGUCAGGUACGUCUGGAGCCUGGAGGUAAGUAUUACAAUGCUCAUAUCCAGGAGGUUGGACAGGAUGGCAACACGUUGACUGUAUUCGUUGAGGAGCUGGCAGAAAAGCAUACAGUUUCUCUGGCAAACUUAAAACCAGUGACGCAAGUGGCGCCUGUCCUUGCUUGGAAUAUGGUUCCCAGCCGAAAAGGAGGAACCUAUCAGAAAAUAACAGGUGGAUACUUCUCAGGAAUAGAAAUGGAUGUGAAAACACGGAAGAGAAUGCUUAAGAAAGUUCGAGGAAAGGAAGUGUUUAUGACUGUGGCUUAUAGCAGGGGUCAGCCAGUUCUCCCACCCCGGCUACAGCACAGUGUUCCUUCGGGGCGCUCUCCUGCAGUUCACUGCUCACAGGGUGGUGGAAACAUGGCACCUUAUGAACCGUAUCAUCCUCAGAAUCCUCCUCAGAGACACAACCGUGGAUUUGGGAUGCCAAGCUCAUAUAGCCGUAGCCGCCGCCAGAUGCAGUGUGUCAAUAAGGAAUGUCAGUAUGGGUUUGUACCAGAGAAUGGAGAGGAGCCUCAAGGACCAGAAGAAACCAUAACUUUCUAUGAAAUUGAAGGCGAGGACGAUGCUGCUUUUCCUACUUUACCAGUAAGUUACGAACAAGGGAGCCAGGGUAGCCCUGCUCCCAUUGUCCAUGGUCCAGCAGGAUUUUGGGUAGGAAGGAGAGGCCCAAACUCUAUUCCACCUAACAAGCAGACCCUGAAUUCCUCAGAGGAGGAGGAAGAAACAAGUGAAAAUGGGAAAUUUCAUGAAGAAUAUAUAUACACACCUCCAGAUCCUGACUGUGAAACUGCAACAGUAUUUAGUUCAGCAGAACCUACAGCAAACUUGGUGUUGGUGAACUCUGCAGCCAUCUCAACCUCAACAGGUGUUUAUGCUCCUCCAGCUACAGGCUUCUCCUCAAAUUCAGCUGCCUCCACUCCAGCCAGUGUCCCCACAGCAGUUCCCCCACAAACAGCAGUUCAGCCAGUCAUAGUAUCUCCCCUCUCUAUAGGGAGGCCAGCAGUUUCUUCAGUGCCAUUCCCAAUUUAUUCAGCUCCUCCUCCUCCAGUCAGCGAGGUGGGAGAAGCUGGUACAGUGCUUCCACCUUACUCCUGUGACCCCAGUGGCAGUGAUCUGCCUCGAGAUACAAAGGUCUUGCGGUAUUAUUUUAAUCUGGGAUUGCAAUACUGUCAUCAGAGUUAUUGGCCUUCCAUGGUGUAUGUACAGCCAGUGCUGCCACCAUCACCUGUCGAGGUUUAUCCAGCAUACGUUGAGCCAGCUCCUGUCCUAGAUCAGUCAGUACCUCAGCUCUACACUGAUGCUGGGCGAACUGAAGUCCACCAGGUUCCCUUGGAAGCACCUGCAAACGGUAACUUUCAAAAUGCAGAGCCUCCACCACUGUCCUACGGGCCAGUAUAUUACCCAGUCGUGUCAGACCCCUUCAGCCAGCAAUCUCUUCCUGGGUUUGAUUCUUUAGUACCUGCCUAUCGCUAUAUUAGUACCUGGCAUCCAGUAAAUGCACCGUAUGGAAAUUCUUCACAAAUUGCUAACGCUGUAAGCUCUGCACCACUGCACCAGGUCAGCUAUAUUGCCUCACCUAACCCUGCACCUCAUGAUGUGCCUCAAGGAAUGUGA